UCACUUUGUAACCAAAUACUCAGAUGUGGAGAUUCGUCCCGCGACUCAGCAUGGACCCCCGACCCCCAAACUGGCUCUUUUUUAUUACAGGACUGCUGCACUGGCAGUGUGCUACGGUGCAAACAACCUACAUCAUAGACAAAGUGGGCCUGAGCCUCCUCCCCGGCAGCUCGGUGGACAGCGGUACAAAUGUCACUCUACUGUGUAAAGUCACCAUCAGCCACGACUCGGCCUCGGAGCCCACCUACCGCUUCCACUUCACCAAAAACGACCAGGAGAUCAUCCAGUUGGAGACGCACGUGGACAGGGCGAGCUAUGACCUGCUGCCAGCCCGAGCCGCGGACACGGGGAGCUACGGGUGUCACGUCACCGUCCAACAGAAGAGGAAGAGCAGCCAGGAGAAGACGCUGACGGUCACAGGCCUGGAGAAGCCCAUACUCCACCUGAAUAAGACCAGAGUGUUUGAGAGUGAGGAGGUGGUGGCUCGCUGCAGCGCUCCCUCAGAAAAGGGCUCUCUCAUCUUCUACUUCCACCAGAGGUUCAGGUCUGGAGACACGCAGGAGGUCAAACGAGCCAUGUCCAGCGGGAACACCCUGGAGACCAGACUGGCACUGAAGCACAUCGGAGACAGCCACCUGUACUGCGAAUAUGAGCUCCCCCUGGUGGGACGAUCCAAUUACAGCAACCAGGUCCAAGUCCUCGUCAAAGGCAUGAACAUCACCCCCGUCAUGAACAUCCUGCCCUCGGCUGAAGUGUACGAGGGAGAAGUCAUCGAGGUGGUGUGUAAGGUCGUGGGCGUUGACAUGAACGUGGACGUGUUUCUGAUAAAGGACAGAAAGAUCUUGAAGAGAGCGUCGGUGAGCCUCAGUCACAGGUUCAGGACCCAGGAGGGAGACUCGGGGGAGCUGGUGUGUAAGGCCGAGUGGGGGUCGCUGCAGAAAGAGACGUACCACACGAUCACAGUCAACGAGCUGAUCUCUAAGCCUCGUCUGACGGUGGAGCCUCCGGACUUAUUUGAAGGAGACAUCCUCAGAAUGACCUGCUCAGUGUCUGUCCAUGUUCCUGAGCGAAUACAGAACAACAGCCUCAAAUACUCCAUCUACAAAGACCACAAAGAAGUCUACCAAGGAAGAGUUUACAAUACUUUGGCCACUGCCGCCAAAAACGGAAACUACACCUGCAAAGUCCAAGCCUCGUCUCCCAGCAGCAGUUUCGUCAAGGAAAGCACCGUUGAGGUCGUCAACGCCAAAGUUCCUGUCUCCAAACCCACCAUGCGUGUAGUCGGCGGGACCAUUGUUUUGGAAAAGCCCUUCCAACUCAUUUGUCACAGUGAAGAAGGUUCUCUGCCCAUCUCCUACACGCUCCACGGUCCCAAGAACUACAAGAAGGUCAAAGUCGUCACGAGACCAAGAGAAGCAGCCAUCUUUAAAGUCACUGUCAAUAAAACCUCAGAUCUCAGCAACUUCCUCUGCCACGCCACGAACCACGAGAAACUCCCUCCGGAAUCUGUGACGGGACACCAGCUGCCAGUCUCCACCGUUAUCAUUGAACCAGUUUCCAAGCCCGUCCUGACCAGUGACCCGGACAUGAAGGACAUCACAGAGAGACACGACGUGACUCUGUACUGCUCCGUGGACCGAGGCAGCCCUCCCUUUACUUUUACCUGGUACAACGCCGACACCCGGGCCUCCAUCACCUCCGAGACCUCCUUCAAACGCAGGGGCGCCUACGUGAUCAGCGACGUAGGUACUCAGCACAACGGAGGAUACUACUGCGUGUCCAACAACCCAGCCAACACCACCAAGAGCAGCGCGGUCCUCACCAUCGCAGUGAGGAUGGCGGGUUGGAAAAAGGCCCUGAUCGCCAUUACGUGUUUGCUCCUGGUGGUGGCGCUCAUCCUGGUCAUCGCCUUUAAGAAGCACCUGAUCAGCUUCAAGAGGAAGAGAGGCCCCGAGCUGUCAGUGAAGUCCGCUGGUACAAAAAUGGAGCGUUUGAGUCUCACCCAGUCCGAGGUCGUGCACAUGGCGAACGCCACCCCUUCCAUGAUGGGCAAGAGCGUGUGGAGCGAGCACGUAUCCGGAUCUGAAUCAGAAAACGAUCACGACGUAAUCGCUCCUAAAACCCCAGAGCUGGACUACGCCGAGGUGCAGAUAAAACAAGCAGACCCCAGCAGAGCUCAGGUCAAGAAGGGCACAGACACGACGUACAGCGAGGUCCGCCAUCCCACACACGGUGCUCCGGAGGCGGCAGACAGCCAAGCAUCGGUGGAGUACGCCGAGCUGAACCACGAAGCAGAGGCGCAGAGCGGAGGAGGCGGUAACCAUGACGACGAUCGCACCGUCCAAGAGGAGCAACGAGACGAGACCCGUGAAGACGACGGUGACACUAACGACGAUACGGGAGGAGCAGGAGAGUGAAGACGGACACGGACG
Messenger RNA from Periophthalmus magnuspinnatus, 2432 nucleotides. It is a transcript of the gene pecam1a, whose product is annotated as platelet and endothelial cell adhesion molecule 1a. The transcript is spliced from 15 exons. Bases 24 to 2417 code for a protein of 797 amino acids. Gene Ontology annotation, molecular function: transmembrane signaling receptor activity. Gene Ontology annotation, biological process: cell surface receptor signaling pathway. The record is from RefSeq and is a predicted model, not a curated record. NCBI's taxonomy places the organism in Eukaryota, Metazoa, Chordata, Actinopteri, Gobiiformes, Gobiidae.